AUGAAUCAGGAUGCAUCAUCAGGAUCCCGUCAAAGCCCAAGUGGUACUAUGCACAGUUCAGACUCGGGUAGCCAAUCCAAACCCCCAUCGAAACGCGCUUCCAGAGCCGGGACGCGUAGUGUCUCUACCCUUUCGGCCGCACAGCUGGAGAGGAAACGUGCAAACGACAGGGAAGCACAGAGAGCCAUCCGACAAAGAACAAAAGAUCACAUUGAGAAUCUUGAACGACGAAUCAGCGAACUGACUGGCACUCAAGAAGCCAGAGAAAAGCUGUACCUGGCUACACAACAACGUAACCGAGAACUCGAGGAAGAAAACGCCUAUCUUCGAAACAGGCUCUCGGGCGAAACAUUCACCAUCAACGUCAGCGAGAAUGACGGUAGGCGCGCUUGUCCAUCACUCGAAGUGCUCUUCGCUAAUACCAAAGCUAUAGACAAAGCACCACCGCAAUACAGUGUCUCUGCGCCCGAGUCUUCGCCUCAAACUCACCUAAGCGCUGCUGUGAAUAUUCCCAGACCCUCGUCUUCAGCUACGAGCAGGAGUGUUCCCCAGCCAGCGGAAGCCUGGAGGCAGCACAACCAGUACAGUCCUGGUAGCGCGCCAGCUUCAACACCCUUCAUGCCUGAAGGGGCUCAGCACACUGCUGGUCAGAGCGCUGCGUCUUGGAGGGCCCAAGAUGUCUCUUCGGCUCCUUCGUAUGCCUAUCAGGUUCGCCAAAGUGACCGACCAACCAACUACCCUUCGCCAGCACAUCAAAUGUCUUACCCAGGUCAUUCGCAAGCGACGCAGUUUCAGCAAGCAAUCCCUGCUCAGGCACCUGUGCAAUCAGCCGUGACGCCUGCUUUCCACAGCAGUGGAAUCGGCGCUCAUCCUGACUUCCAAAACAUGCCUCAAUACGCCGCUUCCUCAACUCCUGCCUAUCAUGACCAACAAAGCCAUGGUCCUUUUGUCCCCAGCGCACCGCCCGUGUCAUCGACCACGACUGAUUUCCAUGGCGCACCUCGUAGCUUAGCCCCUCCUACUUACAAUCCGAAUGCUGGGUCGGCUCACUUUAUGGCUGGGCAGCCUCCGAGCACACAGCCCAUGGCAUACCGUGAAGGCAACUCACAGCAUGCGUACGGUUAUGAUGCUUGA
Aureobasidium musti is the source of this 1134-nucleotide messenger RNA. Lineage: Eukaryota; Fungi; Ascomycota; Dothideomycetes; Dothideales; Saccotheciaceae. The record is from the annotation of a GenBank genome assembly.